Messenger RNA from Etheostoma spectabile (orangethroat darter), 3019 nucleotides. RefSeq names its product dishevelled-binding antagonist of beta-catenin 2 (gene dact2). Lineage: Eukaryota; Metazoa; Chordata; Actinopteri; Perciformes; Percidae. The record is from RefSeq and is a predicted model, not a curated record. Gene Ontology annotation, biological process: negative regulation of nodal signaling pathway. The transcript is spliced from 4 exons. Bases 1 to 2562 code for a protein of 853 amino acids. Gene Ontology annotation, cellular component: cytoplasm.
AUGCUGAGCAGAAAGGGGUCUAGUGCAGGGAUGAUGACCGCUGCCGCAGCGGGAAUAGACCGCAGCAGGGUCGGGGAGAGGCUGCAGGCUGCUCUGGCCGGGCUGCAGGAGCUGCAUCUGCUGAAGGACAGGCAGAGCGACAUGGUGAGCUGGGCGCUGCGCAUGGACCGAGAGGAGCCGCCCGCUGCUGUCCACGCAGGCCCGGAGACUCCCCGGAUGAUGGGGGCUGAGGAACAGCGGCUGGAGGCGACCCUGACAACCCUGAAGCAACAGCUGUCUCGUCUUCGGAAACAGGAUGUAGGCCUAAAGACUCACUUGCAGCAGCUGGAUCAACAGAUCAGUGAGUUGAAGCUGGAUGUGAGCAAGGCCUCCACAGAGCAGUUGGAGAGUGACAGCAGGCCAAGUUCAGGCUUCUAUGAGCUCAGCGAUGGCGGCUCUUGCUCACUGUCCAACUCCUGCACCUCUGUGUACAGCGAGUGCCUGUCAUCCUCCCAGACAAGCCUUCUCCUCCUUCCCACGAGCCCUGCUAAUUCCCACAUCAGCCCGCCAUCACACGUAUGUCGCCGGCGUUCCGCUGACGAGAGCACUACCCAGCCCAACCCGCCGCGGGCCACGGGCUUCCACCUGGGCAGCAGCAGGAUCCGAGCGAGCAGCGAAAAGGCACGGCCAAGACCUGUGUCAACAGGUGAUCUUGAUAAGAUGAUGGCUCAAGGACCAAUCUACUGCAAAUCUGUUGAUGCAAAGAAACCCUCAAUGUGCUCAAACCUGAAGACCACCACAGUGGAUCCCAAGUUCCACAGCAACCUGGUGUCCCGCAGCGGGAUGGAGGUGUACCACUACCCCAGCCCCCUGCACGCUGUGGCUCUCCAGAGCCCAAUCUUUUUCCAUGGUGGCGAUCCAGCCACACCUGGACUUCUAGAGGGACAAGGACCCCCUACGAACGGUGACACCCUCCAAAGAGCACAAAUGGGCUAUGAGACCAAGACUCUGGGUUACAUUGACAAGCUCCUCCUGCGCAGCUUGAACAAAAUCCAGAGUGAAACGAGCACAGAGACUCUGCAGAAACACAGCGACAAUCCCAGCAGGCCUACUACUGAACUUUUAACUGUGUUUUCUCACGGGUCUCAGAAAGAGGUGUCUGUGCUGCAGCCUCUUCCAGCCCAGACCACAAACAUUAUCCCACUUGAUAGCGACCCAAAGAGACACUGCAUGACAUUCUCCAGCCAAGAGCAAGCAGAUAACAAAACCCACAAUCAGUCAGUGAGAGCCCCAGAGGUUUCACACCUAUACUCCUAUCCUGCUGCCAUGAGGGAGUACAGCUCUGAUGAGGUCUCCACUUUAUCCAUGAGAAAGAAUGAUAAAGGUGAAUAUGCUAGUGAGGCAAAAGGCAAUUCAAAUACUAUAUGUGGGAAUCAUCCAGAGUCAAUGCCACAAGAAAAGAAGAGCAAUAGGCAAAGAUCGGUGAUGGCCCACAGCUCCAGCACAGAGGAGAGUCAAAGCGUUGAGGUUCAUGCUGGUCACAGAGCUUCCCCAGAGUUUGUUCAUGCCAAAUUUGUCCCUGCUGAAUCUCAGAGGGUCAAAGUGAGACAGGCAGACCGUAAAACCAAAGCCGUGAAACUGAGAAGAAAAAGCAGCGAGAAACCUCGAGCAAUGAGGCAGCAACAAGGCUACUCCUCGGGGGAAAGGACCAGAGAGGCUAGUGGCGGACCCAAGGGGGAACAGAGAAGAUCGGGAAAAGUGAUCCAGAAAUGUACCACCUGUCACACAGAGGAGCGCAGACAGGGCUCAGGCUCAGACUCCAGCCACUGUAGCCCUGGACUCAUGUACACCCACAAGGCCCAUCCCAAGCCACAUCCCAUCCCUGUUGUUACGAAGUCAAGCAAAAGCCGCAGACUGCAGUGCCUGGAGUAUGAGCAGCCUGUAGAGCAGAGGAAAAGAAGGGAGGGGGCUCCCAAAUGGCCGUCCGAUGUGGAGAUGUUCCAGGUCUCAUGUGCUCAGCGUCAGAGGUCCAAAGAGCGCCAUGUUCAGGCACCAGGGAGCAUGCAGUUGGUCCGCAGUAUGAGUGCCAAGUCAGGCCAGUGGAUAGGACCUCCUCGCUCCUUCCAAUCCUCCAUGUCCUCCAACUCUUUCUUACAAAAUCUAAAUGCCAGAUACCCUCCAGCAGCCUUCCACAUGUCCAGCAACUACCCACCCAGAUGUGAGUCUGAGUACUCGGCUGAAUGCGCCUCACUGUUUCACUCCACCAUUGCUGAAAGCAGCGAGGGGGAGAUGAGUGAUAACACCACCAACCGCUUCGGAGACAGUGAGUCCAGCCAGAGCUUCCAGUCCUUCUCGGACUCUGACAGCAGCCUUUCCCUGGACGAGGAGGACCAGGUGGACAGCCAAGAGGAGAGAGGGUUAGUGUGGGCUCAGGCCGCUCUGGGGCCCACCGCAGCUGGACAGCCCCUUCAGCAGCUCCCACGCCCCGAGCCGUCAGCCUGCCGCAUCAAAGCUUCCCGAGCCCUGAAGAAAAAGAUUCGUCGAUUCCAGCCGGCCUCCCUUAAGGUCAUGACCCUUGUGUAGCAAAGUUCCCCCUGGGCAGAGUGUGAACUGUAGGGAAAACACAGAGAGCUGUGGUCUUGGAGCUCAACCCCCCCUAAUCAUCACUGAAAAGCAGCAAUUAAACUGGACUGCAUCUGUGCACUGAUUGUUUUGUUAAACUUACAGAAAAUGGCAAGAAUUUACAAUGGUUGAACCUGAAACUGUAAAAAUGGCGCAUGGUACUAAAGCAUGUAUAACCCAUUUAUUACACUAACACUUAAUUUGUAAAUAUUUAUGCUGUUAUUAAAGUUUAUCAUAGCAUGUGGCUGUAUUUGGCAAUUUCAUGGACAUUUUUUGUCAUAUAAUUGUAUGUACCUGAGAAAUAAAAACAAUCUUUUUACAUUUUCUAUUGCAAAUAACUAUUAAUUUUCUCUUCAUUUUUCUCAUUGAUUAUAACUAUCCAUACCUGUCUUAUUAGAAUAAACAUAUUUGAUAUAUA